AUGGGCCCGGUGCUCUUGGAUAAGAUCCUAGGCGGUCCAGGGUCCCCCAAAGGUAUUGGUACGAAGGUAUGGAGUCUAAUACAUGGUGUAGACAAUUCAGAGGUGCUCCAAGCUCGGGACCUACCGACCCAGAUUAGCAUUGAAGACUCGUAUGGGGGUCUGAGCACCUUCGAAGAAGUUAGAAGAGAGCUGGUCUCCCUAACUGCUAGUUUAAUCCGUCGAAUGCGAGCAGACCUCACUGAGGAGGAACCUGAUGUCGCUGCUGCAGCGGACUCGCGAUCGAAAGGUUCCCUUUCUCGAACAACAUCCACUAUGCGAUGGAUUGCCCGUCCAAGGACUCUACGUUUGUCAACAAGGCCUCGGCCACCUCCUACAUCCAGCGAGGCACAAUCUCACAGCUUCAACCGUAUUUCACGCUCGGCGCCGCUCCCCCACUUUCGCCGCUUGAUCGCCACGACAACCUCUCUCAGUAACCCAUUCCCUAUCCCCCUCCAUUCGUUCUCUAUUCUUUUCUUCCAUAACCUUGGUCUAUCCCUUUCAUUUCCGAUUCCGUCUACCUCACAACGCUCGUUCGGUUUGUUGAUUUCGCUCGUUACAGCAACACAUCGUCGCAUUCGCCAAGACUGCUGCGCCCCAGCCAAGCGUCUCGCCGUGGCGUCUCGAGUUGACCGAUUGCUCGUUGCCUGGCAGGAUCCCCCUAUCCGUGUCUCGACUCUAGAUCAUCCCAAGAUCCAUACGUCCGCGCAUCAAGUCGACCACCUUUCUCAUUUUGAUGUCACGUUCAACCUGCGUGACAAAAACCAACGAAUAAAACUAGAAUUAGAACCGAACCAUGAUAUCCUAGCCGAAGACGCCUAUGUACAGUACCUAGACCGCCAUGGAAACAUUCAACGUGAAGAGCCAAUUCAGCGACAUGAACACAAAGUCUUUAAAGGCCGUGCGUUGCUUGGGAGGGGCAAAGGCAUGUGGGAUCCUGUAGGAUGGGCCCGGAUAUACUUGAAAAAUGACGGGUCACAGCCUCUAUUCGAAGGAGUUUUCAGCAUCCACGACGAUAAGCAUCAUGUCGAGUUGAAAUCAACGUAUCUGCAAAACAAACGUCAGCAAGAUGUGGACAUCCCAGACCGGAAAGGUGAAUACAUGGUUUUCUAUCGAGACUCCGACAUGAUCCGGGAACUACGUACCGACUUGAAGCGCUCAUUUCCCGUUUCCUCGUCGUGCGAAGCCGACAAGCUUAGCUUUAAUGCCGACCCAAGUCACCCGAUUCUCCAAGUCGAGGAGGACAUAAGUCAAUGGGGUGCUAUGUCUUUAAAUUCACUGUUCGGACUUACCAAGCGGCAAUCUGACACUGGGGGUGUGUCGGGCAACAGUGGUGGUGUGAGCUUGAAGUCGACCAUUGGUGAUACGUCUGGUUGCCCGAACACUAAGAAAGUUGCGCUGAUCGGUAUCGCUACGGACUGUGGUUUCACAGGCUCGUUUGAUGACAAAGAAGCCGCUCAAAAAUGGAUCAUAAAUACUGUCAACAGCGCUUCCAAUGUCUACGAGAAGUCCUUCAAUAUCUCCAUUGGUCUACGCAAUCUAACCAUCACCGAAAAGGAUUGUCCAGAAACUCCUCCCGCUUCAGCAGAGUGGAACAUGCCGUGUUCCGAGGGCAAUAUCUCAUCUCGACUGGAUAAGUUUUCUAAGUGGCGUGGGCAGCAAAAGGACACCAAUGCUUAUUGGACCCUGAUGAGCAACUGUCCCACAGGCAGCGAGGUUGGAUUGGCAUGGCUUGGGCAGUUGUGUAAUGCAGACGUUGUAUCAGAUGCCGCGAACGCAGUCAGUGGUACCAACGUCGUUGUCCGCUCCUCAGGUGGCGGAUGGCAGAUCUUUGCCCAUGAAUCGGGUCACACUUUCGGAGCGGUUCAUGAUUGUGAUACUCAGACAUGUGGACAGAAUCUUGAGGCGUCAUCGCAAUGCUGUCCUUUGACUGCGUCCUCCUGUGAUGCAAGGGGCCAGUAUAUUAUGAACCCGACCACGGGCACAGAUAUCACAGAGUUUUCCAAGUGUACGAUCGGAAACAUUUGCUCGGCCCUGGGUGGCAAUAGUGUCAAGUCCAGUUGCCUUUCUGACAACCGGGGGGUCACCACCUAUACUGGCCAUCAAUGUGGCAAUGGCAUUGUUGAGUCGGGCGAAGACUGCGACUGUGGCGGGGAAGAAUCCUGCGGAGACAAUAGCUGCUGUGAUGCCAAAACGUGUAAGUUCAAGAGCGGCGCGGUUUGCGAUGAUGCCAAUGACAGCUGCUGUUCGAAGUGCCAAUUCUCCUCUGCUGGAACCGUCUGCCGAGCCAGCCGUGGUGAAUGUGAUGAGGAAGAAACGUGCAGCGGUACUUCGAGUACUUGCCCUUCUGAUUCCUUCAAGAAAGAUGGAACGAAAUGUGGCGAUUCCUCGGCCGGCCUAACUUGCGCCAGCGGACAGUGUACUAGUCGAGAUUACCAGUGUCGGUCCGUCAUGGGUAGCUUGCUGCACAGCAACGAGACGUACGCUUGUUCUGCAUAUGGCUCGUCCUGUGAAGUGGUCUGCUCCUCAAACACAUUUGGUCAAUGCUACGGCGUCAACCAAAACUUCUUGGACGGCACCCCUUGUAGCGGUGGUGGCCAUUGCAAGAACGGAAAAUGCGACGGUUCUAGCGUCAAGGGCUGGAUUGAUGACCACAAGACCCUAGUCAUUGGCGUUGCGUGUGGUGUAGGGGGCCUAAUUGUUCUGUCAAUUCUCUGGUGUUUGAUCAACCGCUGUCGUCGGGCACGACCGACUGCAAAGCCCAUACCACCACCUGCCGGUCCAUAUGGACCCUGGGCUCGUCCUAUGCAGCAACCGAUCCCCAUGAAUCAGUGGCCCAGUGGGCCGUCGCGUGGAUAUCAGGGGCUUGCAGACCCUCCGCCCCCAUAUCCCCCCCCAGCAUAUGGUAACCAGGCACCUCGAUAUGCUUGA
Aspergillus oryzae RIB40 is the source of this 2967-nucleotide messenger RNA. RefSeq lists its product as uncharacterized. Bases 1 to 2967 code for a protein of 988 amino acids. NCBI's taxonomy places the organism in Eukaryota, Fungi, Ascomycota, Eurotiomycetes, Eurotiales, Aspergillaceae. The record is from RefSeq and is a predicted model, not a curated record. Gene Ontology annotation, biological process: DNA repair; proteolysis. Gene Ontology annotation, molecular function: damaged DNA binding; metalloendopeptidase activity. The transcript has 3 exons.